UCCAAAACUAGGAGAAAAUAAGUGUCUGUUGUUUCAGCUGCUCAGUCUACAGUACUCUGUCAUGGCAGAAUAUCAUGAGCUGACUAAAACAAGAUCUAAGGGGAAAUCUACUAGGAAGGCCUUCUGAGAAGCUUUUGCUUCUCCCCUUUUACUUUAUGAAGAGUCAUUCCUAGGGAAGAGCAGGAGUUAAUCAAGGGAACUUUCAACAUUCACCCAGCUGCAUUUCAAGAUUCCCAGGGAUCGGCUUGGCACCUGUGGCUCAAGCAGCUAAGGCACCAGCCACAUACACCUGAGCUGGCGGGUUCGAAUCCAGCCUGGGUCUGCCGAACAACAAUGAUGGCUGCAACCAAAAAAUAGCUGGGCUUUGUGGCAGGUGCCUGUAAUCCCAGCUACUUGGGAGGCGGAGGCAGGAGAAUCACUUGAGCCCAGGAGUUGGAGGUUGCUGUGAGCUGUGAUGCCACAGCACUCUACCCAGGAUGACAGCUUGAGGAUCUGUCUCAAAAAAAAAAAAAAAUUCCCAUGGGUCAGAGAUUAUUAUUGCCUCAUACAUGUAUGGAAUAGGGAACCUGUGGCCUUCUGAGUUCAAGACUGUUCUUUUCUUUUCAGCACCAAAGGAUGGAAGAAAAGCCUCUUUUUUCUUUGCUACAUCCCUUUUAAUAAAAUAAUUUGUUCUGUAAAAUUUGGAUUUACUCAAAAGGUCACACUUAAGGAUCUAGAAGGCCACAGGCAAUUUUUUUUUUUUUUUAUCAGAUACAGUCUCACCUAUAUCGCCCUCAGUAGAGUGCUAUGGCAUCACAGCUCACAGCAACCUCUAACUCUUGGGUUUAAGAGAUUCUUUUGCUUCAGCCUCCCAAGUAGCUGGGACUACAGGCAUCCACCACAACACCUGGCUAUGUUGUUGUUGCAGUUGUCAUUAUUGUUUAGUAGGGCUGGGCUGGGUUCGAACCCGCCAGCCUGUGUAUGUGUCCAGUGCCUAGCUGCUGAGCUACAGGCACCAAGCCCACAUGCAAUAUUCUGGAUUUUAAGUGGAUGCUGUAAAGGGUUGAGACUUUGGAGAAACCUUUAAAUAGAAGCCAGAGAAGAGGAUCUUACUCAGAGCAGGGAGGUGGCAAGCUGGAUACAGAGUAUGAUCCGGAGUGGUGGAAAUCUGAUGAAUUAGGCAAGUGAUUGUGACCAGCCAGGAUGGAAGGAAGCCUUUCUAGAGUUUUUAGUAGUUGGAGGAAGCUGCAUGUUGAGUGGAAAGCUUGGAAGAAUGAGCAGACUUGAACAAAUGCUGGUUAGAAUGGAUUUGUUAUAGGUUUGGUGGCUGGUGAGACAGCCGUACUAAGAAGGUCUUGGUGGCCAGGCAGCUGCCAUUGUGGAAAGGUCAUGAGAAGGUCUUAGCAGGAGUCUAAAUCAUGGCCAUCUUAAUUCUGCCUGCUAGGAACAGAACUCCACUCUUGGAACAGGCUGAGGGAUUCAAGCACCCCAUGGGAACUGGAGUCAGGGGACACUGUGAGACCUGGCCCUGAUGGAUUCUUGUGAGAUUUAAAAUCCCAGCCCAGCAGGGUCUGAAUGCUGAGGAAACAAUCAGGUGAUCACCGAAGGCAACUAAGUUUGGAAUAAGGACCAUAGAAGGUGCUGACUGUGCUCUCUGUCUCCUAAAAAUACCACAGCACUACCUGGUGUCCCAGUGACACAUUGCAACAUACUAUCAUCAACAGCAAGGACUUCUGUUUAAAACAAAGGAGGCAGUGAGAAGUAAAAGGAGGACAUGGAAAUGAACAAUAAGAAAGAACACAGGAGGAGGAACCAACAGAAAAAUUCAGACCACAUGAAAAACCAAAACAGAGGAACUCCCCCAAGGGACCAUGAGGCAGCUAUAGUGCAGAAGACUUCACUUAGAAAGAAUUAAUGGUCUUGACAAAAUGGGAAUUUUAAAUAUGGAUGAUAAAGACAAUAAAAGGAAUGGACAAGAAAAUGCAAAAAAGAACCAAAAGUCAGACGAGAGGCACAACCCGUCCCAGCAUGGGCCCAUCCUGGUGUCCAGUUCGUGCAGACCUGAACCCAUGGACAUGGCUCACCAGGUUAUCAAGUGCAAGGCUACAAUUGCCUGGGAGGGUGGGAAGCCUCUCUCCAUAGAGGAGAUAGAAGUGGCACCCCCAAAGGCUCAUGAAGUUCGAAUUAAGAUCUUUGCCACUGCAGUUUGUCACACUGAUGCCUAUACGCUGAGUGGAGCUGAUCCUGAGGAAUGUUUCCCAGUGAUUUUGGGACAUGAAGGUGCUGGAAUUGUAGAAAGUGUUGGCGAAGGAGUUACUAAGCUGAAGGCAGGUGACACAGUCAUCCCACUUUAUGUCCCACAUUGUGGAGAAUGCAAAUUUUGUCUAAAUCCUAAAACAAGUCUUUGCCAGAAGAUAAGAGUCACUCAAGGGAAAGAAUUAAUGCCAGAUGGUACUAGCAGAUUUACUUGCAAAGGAAAGACACUUUUACAUUACAUGGGAACCAGCACAUUUUCUGAAUACACAGUUGUGGCUGAUAUCUCUGUUGCUAAAAUAGAUCCUUUAGCACCGGAUAAAGUCUGCCUUCUGGGUUGUGGCAUUUCAACUGGUUAUGGCACUGCUGUGAACAUUGCUAAGGUGGAGCCUGGCUCUACUUGUGCUGUCUUUGGCCUGGGAGGAGUUGGAUUGGCAGUGAUCAUGGGCUGUAAAGUGGCUGGUGCAUGUCGGAUCAUUGGCGCGGACAUCAAUAAAAAUAAAUUUGCAAGGGCCAAAGAGUUUGGAGCCUCUGAAUGUGUUAACCCCCAGGAUUUCAGUAAACCCAUCCAGGAGGUGCUUGUUGAGAUGACUGAUGGAGGAGUGGACUAUUCCUUUGACUAUAUUGGUAACGUGAAGGUCAUGAGAGCAACGCUUGAGGCCUGCCACAAAGGCUGGGGCAUCAGUGUGGUGGUUGGAGUAGCUGCUUCAGGUGAAGAGAUAUCCACUCGUCCAUUCCAGCUGGUUACAGGUCAUACAUGGAAAGACACUGCCUUUGGAGGAUGGAAGAGUGUAGAAAGUGUUCCAAAGUUGGUGUCUGAAUACAUGUCCAAAAAGAUAAAAGUUGAUGAAUUUGUGACUCACAAUCUGUCUUUUGACAAAAUUAACAAAGCCUUUGAACUGAUGCAUUCAGGGGAAAGCAUUCAAACUGUUGUAAAGGUUUAAAUUUACAAAAGAAAAAUGGUGUCCAUCCUGUUGUGGGGUCUCAUGGGAAGCAGCCUGAUGGGAAGAAGCUCUUCCAAGUUCACAGCCUCUCAGAUCUUCGCUAACUACUGUACACAAUAAUGUUAUAUGUGUAAUUCGUAAAUCUCUGUAAUCAAGGACAAGACUAAUUCAGUCAUAAAUCUAUUUUCUGUACUCUCCUUCACAUAAAUAAUUGCUCUCUCAUUAAAGAAUAUUUUAACAUAAUAAAAGU
Nycticebus coucang (slow loris) is the source of this 3426-nucleotide messenger RNA. RefSeq names its product alcohol dehydrogenase class-3-like. NCBI's taxonomy places the organism in Eukaryota, Metazoa, Chordata, Mammalia, Primates, Lorisidae. The record is from RefSeq and is a predicted model, not a curated record. Gene Ontology annotation, molecular function: zinc ion binding; S-(hydroxymethyl)glutathione dehydrogenase [NAD(P)+] activity. Gene Ontology annotation, biological process: formaldehyde catabolic process. Gene Ontology annotation, cellular component: cytosol.